This is a messenger RNA of Solea senegalensis (Senegalese sole), 1599 nucleotides long. It is a transcript of the gene qtrt2, whose product is annotated as queuine tRNA-ribosyltransferase accessory subunit 2. Bases 289 to 1599 code for a protein of 436 amino acids. Lineage: Eukaryota; Metazoa; Chordata; Actinopteri; Pleuronectiformes; Soleidae. The transcript is spliced from 9 exons. Gene Ontology annotation, molecular function: tRNA-guanosine(34) queuine transglycosylase activity. The record is from RefSeq and is a predicted model, not a curated record.
GUUUCCUCCAUGAGUUUGUUAGCGAAACUCUCUGGAUUUUAAGGGGUUUAUAUGUGAAAAACGACAAAACCUAAAGGUGAACCGCUUUUAUUUUCGUAAAUUAAAUAAUUCUUAAUUCGGCUAAAGCUUAACGGAACACGUACGUGUCUGUGUUGAUAGCAGCGUGACUAAAUCACGUGUACUCGAGAGUCUGUGCUUGGAGCUAACGUUAGCUACUGCUGUCGGACAAGACUACAACUUUUAAAAGACGUUGGGAGACACGGUGGUGUCUUUAGUGCAGUUGUUUGAAUGGCAGGCAGCAGGAUGAAGCUGGAGCUGUGCCGGGUGGCUCAGGGAAGGAGUCGGCUGGGUGUUCUGACAGGUCUCGGCAGGACAUCCCAGCAGUCCUUGGACGUGCCAGGUUGUCUUCUGUACACACACUUUGGGACAGUCCCGCAUCUCACACAAGACACACUGCACACCGUGAGCAACCUUCCCGCUGUCACACAGGUCACCCUGUCUCAUAUAGCUGAGCACCAGGAAGUGUUGGAGGAGUUUAAAGAUGGAUUCAGGAAGUUUGCAGGUCUUCAUGAUACUGUGUUGUACUGUUCACUUCAUGAUCCUGCAGUCCUCUGCCCGACAGGUUACACAACUAACAAGACAGUGUCGGUGUGGGGCAGUGGAGGACGGAUGGAAUUGACUGUGGCUAAGUUCAUGGCUCUGCAGAAGACUGUGCAGCCAGACUGGUACCAGAGCAUGGCCGAUGGAGAGACAUGGCAGAGCAACACGUCACGCAAACGUGUUAGAAAGUCUGUGGACCGUACCCUCACACAUUUGGAUGAGUGUCUGCUGGUGCAUCAAAACUCACAGGAGUUGGAGGGAGUGGAGGUGUUCGGGGUGGUGGAGGGAGGAGACAUCCUGGAAGAGAGGGUUCGCUCUGCGAGGGAGACGGCGAAGAGGCCCGUGGCAGGAUUCUGCCUGGAUGGCUUCCAGUCGGGCUCCAUGGACCAGGCCCUGAAGACCCAGCUCAUCAGUGCUGUGAUCAAAGAGCUGCCUGAAGACAAACCCAGGCUGCUGCAGGGCGUAGGACGACCUGAUGAGGUGCUGGCCUGCGUUGAGGCUGGUGUGGACCUGUUUGAAGGUUUCUUCCCAUUCCAGGUGACGGAGCGAGGCUGUGCUCUGUGCUUCGACUUCGACGUCUCCUUGGACCCGGAACGCGCAGGUAGAGCGCCCCAUGCAGUGCUAAAGCUCAAUGAUGACCAGAAGGACACAGUGGGAGAGACUCAACAGAAUGGAGAUCCUUGUCUUGAUCAAACACAGAUGACGUCGUUUGAGAUUAAUCUCAACGACAAGAGGUACCAUGACGACUUCAGGCCCCUGGUAGAGGGGUGUGGCUGCUACUGCUGCAAGAACCACCAGAGGGCAUACCUGCACCACCUGCUAGUGACCAAUGAGCUGCUGGCUGGAGUCCUGCUCAUGAUCCACAACACAGCCCACUACCACGGCUUCUUUGGUGCUCUGAGAGAGGCACUGGCCAGUGAGAAACUGGACGUCCUCAAGAGACAGGUGUUACCUCACUCUUCUUGUCUCUACUCACCAAGCACAAUGGCCAGCAUCUGA